CAGGCGGCUAGAGAAGGAAUGAUGGCGUCCUCGGCAGCUCGCUGUUCCUCACGCUGGAUUACAGUCAUCGUGUCCUCUGGACAGCGCCGGGCCGCCGGUGCUGUUGUCUGCACUGGGAAUGGGGGAGUCCGGAGUAUUUCUACAGUGGGAGCUGAAAAACAGUGGCGAGGAGGGAGCCUGAUGUGCGGCGGAGCAGGGAAAGCGUUGACAUUGAGAGGGCUGUCAGGUCUCAAAUCCCCCCAUGCUGUCUGCACACUGUCCUUUCACACAAGUGCCCCUGCUAGCAGUAAGCAGGACUUCUACCAGGUCCUUGGGGUACCUCGCACAGCAACCCAGAAAGAGAUCAAGAAAGCCUACUACCAGAUGGCGAAAAAGUACCACCCUGACACCAACAAAGAUGACCCACAAGCUAAGGAAAAAUUUGCUCAGCUGGCUGAAGCUUAUGAGGUCCUUAGUGACGAAACAAAGAGGAGGCAGUAUGACACGUAUGGCUCAGCGGGCUUUGACGCUGGCCAGGCUGGUGGAGGGCAGCAGUACUGGUCUGGACAGGCAGGCAGCGUGGACCCAGAGGAACUCUUCCGCAAGAUCUUUGGGGAAUUUUCAGGAGGACGCGGGUUUGGAGAUUUCAAUGCCAUAUUUGAUCAGCCACAGGAGUACAUCAUGGAGCUGACGUUCACUCAGGCAGCAAAAGGAGUCAACAAAGAGAUAUCUAUUAAAAUGGACACAGCCUGUCAGCGCUGUGAUGGUAAGGGCCACGAGCCAGGCACUAAAGUCCAGCACUGCCACUACUGCAACGGUUCCGGCAUGGAGACGGUGAAUACAGGCCCAUUUGUGAUGCGUUCUACAUGCCGUCGCUGUGGCGGCAAAGGCACAGUCAUUUCCACCCCCUGUAACUCUUGCCGUGGGACAGGACAGACCAAGCAGAGACAGACUGUGAUGGUUCCUGUGCCUGCAGGUGUGGAGGAUGGUCAGACAGUCAGAAUGCCUGUCGGUAAGAAGGAGAUCUUCAUCACGUUCAGAGUCCAAAAAAGUCCAGUGUUCAGGAGGGACGGUGCAGAUCUCCACUCUGACCUUUACGUUUCUGUGGCACAAGCCAUCUUGGGAGGCACAGCCAGAACACCAGGCCUUUAUGAAACACUCAACUUAUCAAUUCCUGCAGGCAUCCAGACAGACCAGAGGAUCCGACUUGCAGGGAAGGGAAUCGCUCGUGUCAGUGGCUAUGGCUUUGGAGACCACUACGUCCAUGUCAAAAUAAAAAUACCCAAAACACUGACAGACAGACAGAGAACUCUGCUAAUGAGCUAUGCUGAGGAUGAGACGGAAGUGGAGGGGACAGUGAACGGCGUCACUGCCACCACCACAGGUAAAAGAUCCUGGAAUUGAGAGACUCCGCAGGGCAGAGGGGAGGACAGCGUAAAGCAAAGACAGCCACAUUGCAGAAAAAGGGACAGAGGUUUAAGAAGUACCAGGUGGUGAAUGUGGCCCACAAGGGUUUUGGAUGGAUCAGUAUGGACCUACCUACCAUGGCCUGCAGUGGAUAAAGAAAAGGAUUACCUGCUCUGUUCCUCUGCCAAAGUGGAUCCACAUACAAGAGGAUGUUCAAGUGCACCAAUUACUUCUAUGUCAAAUGUCCAUGGAGGUUAUUUUGGUAGCAAAGACUGGUCUUAUAAUAGUGCGUGCAUGUUGGUUUUCUACUGAUUGCCAUAAGGAAAACAUGAUGGUGGUAACAGAAUCCAUGUGCACAAAAAUAAAUUAUCGUAUUGACAAAGACUAUACAAAUAUAGUCAAACGUUUUUAUUUGGGAUUAAAUUGCCCUCCUGUUAUUAAUCCUUCUGUUCUGUAUGCUUUGGUUGUGUUUUUAAAAUCCGCAGCACUGUCAGUCCUUACAUGUGGAACAUUGUCAGACUACAUAUUUACUUUUGAGUUUAAGUGUUGGACAGUUUAGAAGUGUGUCUUCAGAUGUUAUUUAGGUCUUCUCUCUCUGAUGGAGGAUUAAACAGUGAAAAUGUCAGGCUAAACACUGGUAACCCUGAUCUGUCCCUCUUUGCAUUAUGAGAAAGAAAACACAGGAGUUCUGAACCAUAAUUACAUUUGUACAUAGACAGUGGUAGAUCAUACAUGCAACAAUGUGUGAAAUAAAAGAGAUAUACUGUACAGCUAUAAUGAAGCUAUGGUCUGGGGAAAGCCUCUGUUUUAUUUAAAUCACGAAAGAAAUAGCAUUCAGAAUACUUAGACUGUGUAGACAUUCAUAUAUUUAACAUAUAAAUGCCUCAUUUAGGUAAAAUAAAAUGCAACGCAAAACACAACAAAACUGCCUCCAACAAAGUCUGAACAUUUAAAACACCACACAGGACUGUUUUCUGCAGAGCUGUUGCAUUAGAUUACAUUGAACUGCACAGGUGUACCUAAUGGACUAUCCUGCAUUUUUAUUUCUGAAUAAAUGUAGUAGCAUCAU
Molecule: messenger RNA, 2455 nt
Organism: Toxotes jaculatrix (banded archerfish)
Lineage: Eukaryota; Metazoa; Chordata; Actinopteri; Toxotidae
Gene: dnaja3a
Product: DnaJ heat shock protein family (Hsp40) member A3a
Exons: 11
Coding region: 19-1383 (454 amino acids)
Biological process (GO): negative regulation of apoptotic process; mitochondrion organization; protein folding
Cellular component (GO): mitochondrion
Molecular function (GO): heat shock protein binding; ATP binding; protein kinase binding
Source: RefSeq, a predicted model, not a curated record